AUGCUGCAAAUUAAACCCACAGGCGCAACGCCGUCAGCACCAGCAACAGCAGCGGCAGCAGGCACAGCACACGCUCUUCUCAAACCCUCCUUCUUCUCCACUGCCCCUCCACCCGUCCCGCAAGCAGCUGCUGUUUCAUCAGUCUCAUCCGCCCCAUCACUCCCAUCAGCCUCCUCCUCCUCAUCAGCAGCAGCAGCAGCAGCAGCAGCAGGACCAGCAGCACUGCCAACGCCACCACUGGCAGCAUUGCCACCACCGCUCCCCCUCAUCUCUCCUGCUGCCCUCUCUUCUUCCUCUGGCCCCAUCUUCCCUUUAGCUACCUCCUCUCGCUCUGCCUUCUCCCCUCCUGCUCCAUCUUCUGCUCCCUUCCCUCCCCUCUCCGCCUCUCUUCUCUUCCCUCCUCACCCCAACUCUGCUCCCAUGCCUCCUCUCCCUUCCUCUGCAACUGCUUGUCACUUACUUGAAAGCGAAAGUGCAGAGAGUAAGACCGCUGGGGGAACUGGGUUGGGCCUGCAAGGGGGAAGAGGAGGGGAGGGGGUGGCGGUGGUGGUGACAAGGGAAGGGCUGAAGGCUGCUCUGCUGCGACUGGUGCAGGUUGGUGCAGGUGGCAACUGGUGGGGACUGGUGCAGGUGGGAAGUGGUGCAGGUGGGGACUGGUGCAGGUGGAAACUGGUGCAGGUGAGAACUGGUGCAGGUGGGAAGUGGUGCAGGUGGGAAGUGGUGCAGGUGGGAAGUGGUGCAGGUGGGGACUGGUGCAGGUGGAAACUGGUGCAGGUGGGAACUGAUGCAGGUGGGAAGUGGUGCAGGUGGGAAGUGGUGCAGGUGGGGACUGGUGCAGGUGGGGACUGGUGCAUGUGGGGACUGGUGCAUGUGGGACUGGUGCAGGUGGGAAGUGGUGCAGGUGGAAACAGGUGCAGGUGA
Messenger RNA from Closterium sp. Naga37s-1, 921 nucleotides. Lineage: Eukaryota; Viridiplantae; Streptophyta; Zygnematophyceae; Desmidiales; Closteriaceae. The record is from the annotation of a GenBank genome assembly.